CGCCCAGUUCAAGCUGGUGCUGGACUCCAUCAUCUGGGCCUUCAAACACACCAUGAGGAACGUGGCUGAUACUGGUCUGCAGAUUCUCUACACGCUGCUGCAGAACGUGGCCCAGGAGGAAGCCGCCGCGCAGAGCUUCUACCAGACGUACUUCUGCGAUAUCCUGCAACACAUCUUCUCUGUGGUCACCGACACAUCGCAUACUGCUGGCCUGACGAUGCACGCCUCCAUCCUGGCCUACAUGUUCAACCUGGUGGAGGAGGGGAAGAUCACCACGGUGCUGAACCCGUCCAGCCCCACCAACAACCAGGGCUUCAUCCAGGAGUACGUGGCCAACCUGCUCAAGACCGCCUUCCCUCACCUACAAGAUGCUCAGGUGAAGGUGUUUGUCACCGGGCUGUUCAGCUUAAACCAGGAUAUUCCUGCCUUCAAGGAGCACCUUCGGGACUUCCUCGUGCAGAUAAAGGAGUUUGCCGGCGAGGACACCUCAGACCUGUUCCUGGAGGAGAGGGAGGCGUCGCUUCGUCAGGCCCAGGAGGAGAAACACAAGAUCCAGAUGUCCGUCCCGGGCAUCCUCAACCCGCACGAGAUCCCCGAGGAGAUGUGUGACUGAGCCGCGGCGCCGUCAGACUGUACAGUAGUCCAAACAAACAAAUCAACCCUAACCACAGCAAACACAACGGAACCCAAGAGACGCACUUGAGUGUGGCGGGAGGCCGCGGGCCGUCCCACCGGAUGUUUGUUGACCAAAACAAUGCCAACAACGUGUACAUGAUUACCGCGUCACCCUGUGGCCCUUUUUACAUAAUCUGCGUUUUCUAUGGAGACUUUUUUGUGUAAUAUCUUUCCAGAACUGUUACUCGAAGCUUCCGUUUUGUCGGUCCAUCCCAAGACCUGCAUGAUGAGGUUCUAACGAUUAGACUUAACCAUCUUAUUUUCCUUCUGUUCCCUCGACCUCCCACGUUCUUUUCUUUUUUUCUUUACCCCAGCUCUUCCCUUUUUCUGAUAUAUCUGUUUAUAUAUAUAUAUACAGUCUGAGCAGGUUUCUGGACCCGUGGUGUGACGGACAGGAAGUGGUCUUUCAGCGGCGGACGCGCCAUCCGGUGCCCCACUGCAUCGUGGGAGAAUGUGAAUCUAAAGGAUUAAUGAAUGAAGGCGGAGAGAUGCUGCUCCGCGUGUCGGCAUCGGCCGCUCACGAGUCCCGCUCGUGUGUGACUGCUGCCGGCAGGUUUUUUCUUUUUAGGGAAAGCAAAACCGAAAUAUGUGCAUAUCAUCCCAAUUGUAUAGCAUCUUUAAUACCAUGGGAACAUUUCUUUUUUCUUUUCUUUUUAUUCUAUUGUUUCUUUUUUGUUGUGGGUGUGUGUGCGUGUGUGCUGUCGCCGAGUCGACAUCAGCGUUUUGUUUUCCUCUAAGAGGAUUGUUGCUCAUGUGUGAGCCUUCAUCAACGGGAUGUUUUAAGGAAGUGGCGGAGGUAUUUAUGGGUUCUUAGUUGGUUGCAUCUUUAUAACAACUCCUGUUUAACUCAGAUGGCUUUUGAGAUUUUUUGAAUUGUACUAAUUUAGAUUGUUUACCAGGCGGCAGUGCUCCAAGACGCUACCUUUAGAGCAAAGUGAAAACCAAUAAAACUGGGUUUACUUUUCAUUUUGUAUUUUUGCAUUUUAUUUCAGUUGUACCUAGUUUGAGUUCAGUCCGAAUAAAACAAAAGGGUUGUUUUUUUUGGGGGGUUUUCUGACCGGAGAGCAAAUUAGGAAAUUAGGUUUAAUUAUGAAAAUAAUGUAUAAAUGCAAAUAAGCACCCGAUCUCUAAUGGCAAAUUCUCCUUCUCGAGGUGUUCCAUUUGUUGUGAACUUUUUGAACUGAUUAAAGCUGAGAAUUUUAUAACCCUG
This is a messenger RNA of Anarrhichthys ocellatus (wolf-eel), 1885 nucleotides long. RefSeq names its product exportin-1-like. NCBI's taxonomy places the organism in Eukaryota, Metazoa, Chordata, Actinopteri, Perciformes, Anarhichadidae. The transcript is spliced from 5 exons. Gene Ontology annotation, biological process: ribosomal small subunit export from nucleus; ribosomal large subunit export from nucleus; protein export from nucleus. The record is from RefSeq and is a predicted model, not a curated record. Gene Ontology annotation, molecular function: nuclear export signal receptor activity. Gene Ontology annotation, cellular component: cytoplasm; nucleus. Bases 53 to 613 code for a protein of 186 amino acids.